AGCUUAAUUAGAUGUGGGUAUACCCGACUUUCGUCAAAGUAGUUAAAGCUGCCGUUGCCGACCGGCGAAUGCUGCACCUCGUUUGCAAACCGUAGAAUACGUGACUACUUGAGAAAUAAGAAGAGUAGAAAAAAUUGUAAAUAAAUUUCUAUCUAGUUUUCACACGAGCCGCAGGUGGAAAUUCGUCCUAUUAAUUCAAAGUUGGAAUUCUGAAAAAGUCAUAAGCACACAGUCCACUAGGUGUAUUUCUCGUACGUUAGAUCCACAUCGGCUUCUCUUUACCACGCGACGUAGUCGUCAACGUCGUCUGCAGUUCACGAUUCUCGACGUACUUUCAUUUAUUUAUAACGUCGUACCACCCGGAGUAUAGAUAGAAUAAUGCCAAGAAAAGCACACGUCCGUCACUUCUCAAGAUCCAGUGAACAAUUAGGUGGGGUUCGCACAAACUUGGACCAAAGGGUCCUCCGAAUUGACAAAUUGUAAAUUUUCUGCUCCACCUCACCCAUUCGACCCUCGAUUGGUUUCGCUCCGAAAGUUAAUUAGCCUCGUAAAGAGAUACACCUGCACACGAACCAUUCAACUUUGUGCGAUUUUACGCAACUUCUUCGGCAGCAGCGAUGGCUCGAAUUAAACUACGCCGUUUCCCCUGACGUAAUCGCAUUUUCUAUAACGCGGCCGCCGUUCAAAGGUCAAAGUAACUUUCACCCCCCGGAACAAACCCCCUCCCGGUGUUGAUCUUUCACGCCAUGGUCAAGACCUACAACUUCGGACCAACGGAAUCCUCCCGCCGUAGCCACACGGUCAUAAAGUACCGCUACCAAAACCGAUUAUAACCAAGGGUUGAAUCGGUUUAUCGUUACCCCUCGCGUUAAUUCCGUCACCUCGCUCGACACAUUCUCCGACAGUGCAGGUGCUGACUCCGAGCCGCAAAAUAUGAGCGGUAUUACGGAUGUUAUAAUACCGCGAUGCGGAAAUUCCGCACCCAAUCCGAAUGAACGCCUGAAGCCUGUCUGUUUUCCGCAUUAAAGCGCACGUGGUUGCAAAUACUUCCCAUGUAUCCGAAGUGCAUGAUGGUUCUACCUAUCUUCUUCAAAUAUUCCACGCGGUUUUUCCUUACGCGCCGUUCUGGCGCCUCCAGUCAUUUUACUAUUUUUGAUUUAUCCUGUUUUUUCUGUUUUUCUGUUUUUUUUUUUUUUCUUCCGCUUUAACACGAUGUGACUCUGCGGAGGUUAUCGAGGGUGUGAGUGGGUGAAAAUUACCGUGAAUUGCGAGUGUAAAAUGUGAACGUACGUGUGUACGUAGGUACCGUAGCGCAUGAUAUAUUUGCGUGACGCGAAAAAGUAUUAUUCAGAGCAACUUCGUCGUGCCUAAUUGCGUAUAGUGCUCGUUCUACCCACCCCACCACGGUUUCUCCUGUCGCUGAAUAAAUAAUAGUAAAGGAACCAGGCAAUCGAUAACAUUUCAACCACUACUAGUCGGGGCCAUACCGAGCAAUUUAUAAUAAUCAAUGUCCGAUUCUAUCCACGGUGAUAUUCUGUGGUAAAGCAAGAUUGCCAACUGAUAUCGAACCGGAUGGGAGCUUAUGACGCGAGAGUAAUCUAAGUGGACCAAUUUUUAUACGACGAUUGCUGCAACGAAGCAUAAUCAAAUGUGAUUUCUUCACAUCAAAGAGAUCAAGACUCAAAAACGAUACGUUGAAAAAGCCUCAUUUGCCGUGAGUCAAAGAUGCCGGAAUAAAUCACUGGAAAUGAUCACGUGACGUGAGAAGAGCCGAGCUCGAAACGAGGCUCCGUUGGGUGAAAUGAGUUCCAACGGGAAUACCGGUUCUCAGGAGGGAGGCACGGGCGCGGAGUACGGCAGCAGCGAUGAAACUGCUGCCUUGCUGAGCAGGGGGCCACCUCCCCCGGUGGUGGUGGCGACAGCACCCCAAGGUAAACCGGUGCUGACUCGGCAGGAUCGUGCCACGUUUCUUGUGGCAUCGCCUCAGUUGUCAGUCUCGGGAUUAGGCGGAUCAGAGGAAAGUGGAACAACCGAAGAUCCCGCUACCAGGUCAGUACCGGACAUUGAACUCCAUUGUCGACUCGAUGGAGAACCUCAACCCGCAAUGGCACCCGUCGGGGUAUCCUGUAGGACGAGACAUUGCUCCACGUCCCAUCAUGGAUACAACAGGUGCCGUUGCGACAGGAGGGAAUCACUGGCACCAACAUCAGCUAUGCACUUGGCGCGAAGCGUCUCAAGAGAAAGUGUGAGAAGCGGUCAUCAUUGCUGUCCGUGUCCAGCUGCACCUCCGCCUCCGGUACUGGUGACAACAUCGCCGAGUGCUCGAAUUAUUCGACAAAGUUCGCAGCCGGAAGCAUCGGCGUGUUGUUGUUCGGGAUGUUGCUGCCCCCUACACGGAGGAAUAGCACCCAGUGCAGCUUCCCUCAGACAACUCCGCGAACCUGGCGAGGGUAUCGCUGGUAUUGCCGCAGAUUCUCUGCGGAUCAAUGGCGGUAUCAGACAAUUUCGGCAGUUUCCCUGGUGGUGCAAAUCGUCCUCAACGACGACGCCCAUGAUGGCCACGACGCCUCCACCUCCAACUGCAGGUUGUGCAGCUUCUGGUUCUGGUGUACAGGGCGUCUUGCUCUGCCCGCGCACGCUGUCGCAGGCGCGACGUACCCGACUACGGAGGGCGCUGACCGAGGCCACCGCGGAGACUGUCACCUACGUCAAGACGCUGCAGAAGCCUGCAGUCUCGACGCAGUCGAUUCCCAGCGCGAUGAAAACCAGCGGAGGGGUCUCAGGGGGCCCUGGAGGCAUCGGUGGUGCUGUGGCCGGACCCGGUGUCGGCGCCGGCGAGGAUGCUGGAAUUGCUCUCGUUGGCGUCCACUCGGAGUACCCUCGCUACAUGGAAGAACGUGGCCUUGGCGGUGGCUCGAUGAAGGGUCCCUCCGGCGGCAGCAUAGGGCCCGCCUCUAAGCACAAGCCGAACGUUGGCUAUCGCCUUGGUCGCCGGAAGGCCCUCUUCGAGAAGCGAAAGCGCGUUAGCGACUACGCUCUCGUCAUGGGCAUGUUCGGCAUCAUCGUAAUGGUCAUCGAAAACGAACUUUCCAGUGCCGGGAUCUACACGAAGGCUUCGUUCUAUUCUACCGCCCUGAAAACCCUGAUCUCUAUGUCUACUGUGAUACUGCUUGGCCUCAUAUCUGCUUAUCAUGCCUUAGAAGUUCAGUUAUUCAUGAUCGACAACUGCGCGGACGACUGGCGAAUCGCAAUGACAUGGCAACGAAUCUCUCAGAUAACCAUCGAGCUAAUGAUCUGCGCGAUACAUCCCAUCCCUGGGGAGUAUUAUUUCCUGUGGACAACCAAACUGGCCAAUAAAGGUGGUGACAUCGGGUCGAAAUGGGUCCCCUACGACGUCACCCUGUCGCUCCCGAUGUUCCUCAGGCUCUACUUAAUCUGUCGUGUGAUGCUGCUGCAUUCUAAACUAUUCACCGACGCCUCUUCGAGGAGCAUAGGAGCCCUGAACCGCAUAAAUUUCAACACUAGGUUUGUUCUGAAGACUCUGAUGACGAUCUGCCCCGGCACGGUGCUCCUGGUCUUCAUGGUAUCCCUAUGGAUAAUCGCCUCAUGGACAUUGCGGCAAUGUGAAAGGUUUCACGACGAGGAGCACGCGAACCUUCUGAACGCGAUGUGGCUCAUCGCCAUCACCUUCCUGAGCGUUGGGUUUGGCGACAUCGUGCCGAACACUUACUGCGGCCGAGGCAUUGCUGUUUCCACGGGAAUGAUGGGAGCUGGGUGCACUGCUCUACUGGUAGCGGUUGUUUCCAGGAAGUUAGAACUGACUAGAGCCGAAAAACACGUCCACAACUUUAUGAUGGACACCCAGCUGACGAAGAGGUUAAAAAACGCAGCCGCCAACGUUCUCAGGGAAACGUGGCUCAUUUACAAACACACGAGACUAGUAAAACGCGUCAAUCCCGGCCGCGUCAGAACCCAUCAACGAAAAUUUCUUUUGGCAAUUUAUGCGCUCAGGAAAGUAAAAAUGGAUCAACGAAAAUUAAUGGACAACGCUAACACGAUAACGGACAUGGCCAAGACGCAGAAUACCGUCUACGAGAUUGUUUCGGACAUGAGUACACGGCAGGAUGCUUUUGAAGAGCGUUUGGUCAGCCUCGAGGACAAACUUACGGCUCUCCAAGAACAAGUGGAGAUGUUACCGGAAGCUUUAACUCGGAGCCUGGCUCAGCACGCGGAAAGACUGGAGCAGAGGCGUAACUUUUUGCACCCGGACACCGCGGCGAUCGUGACAUCCGGUGGCGGAGGUCUCGGUAUCGGUAUUCCAGGAAGUACAGGGGCGGCCCAUCAUCCGUUAGGGAAUUUGGUAACCUCGCCACUCUUGCCUCACUCGAGGAGCGUACCGUCGGCGCCCAGUACCGCGUCUCUCCAUCCCUGGCCAGCGAGUCCGGUUCUUCCGCCGAUAUCGAGUCGCACGCCCCAUCUUGUACCGGAAACUGGUAGACACCACGGCACGAUAACCCACCAGCCUUCGGUGCCGGCAUCCUCCCAAUCCUCGAGCGGUAUCGGGGUGAACAACAACCAAGAUCCGGGGCCGUCGGCACCCAGCUGAGCCUUGUCCCUGCAACCGCAGCAUUCCUAUUAAACGAACGGGCCCUUUUGGCCCGAUGCUAUUCGCGAUUCUCUGCCCGAAAGUAGUGGAGCGAUUCAGCAUGCGGGUCUAUAUAUAUAUAUAGUUAACGAGUUGAUCGUUGGAAAGACACGGGGUGAUAAAAUCUGAUACCGCUGCUGCCCUGGACGAACAAAAUAAGAAAAAAGCCUAAACAAAAUAGCGAAUACUUUCGAUAAUAUUGUUAUUAUCUUGAUCGUUAUGCGUAGGUGUGUAACGUGUAUAAUACACUCCAUGCCGCACGUUCGCAAUCCACAUGUAACGUAUAAUAGAAGAAACAAAAAUGAAAUCUUUUUUUUUUUUUUUUCGGAUCUCCCCACACUAUCAGCUACGAACGAGCGUCGCCGUGGAUUAUGCUUCGCACCUGCCGCAAUCAGCGUUGAUAUCAAGGGUACGAAUACUAUGCAUAGACGUAUACCCGAAGAACACUAUAUUUAAUCAGUGCGUGAACAUCGCUGUAAGCGAAAGAUUCGAAUCUUGUGUAAUGAAAAGAAGAAGGAGCAGAAAAAAAAUGAGUAAAACAAAAAAUUCCAAAACAAAGGGUCAAGGUUCAAGGUCGCCGGAGAUACGGGGUCGCGAACACAGGGUGGGGAAUCACCCUCGAACCUGCUACUCUUUGCGAUGGACGGUUAAUCCUGCGUUGCCAGGGUCGCGGUAUAGGAUUAAAACUCGUGAGAUACGGCAGGGUUAACGCGAAAUGCAGGGAUUCUUCCACCUGCUGCGGAUUGCCUUCUGCCCGACAACCGUGCCUCAAAACUUUUACUUAAUGUUAAUAUAUUAACGUCAUUCGAAACUCGACACCCAUCUCUCUCCUACCCGUUCUCUACUCUACAUCUCGAAAAAAUAAAAAAUAAAAAUAAGUAAAUAAAAAAAUUUUAAGUAAAUAUUUAACAAAAAAAAAAAAAAAAAGACAUUAUCUGAAAAAAUAAUUAAAAAAAUUAAAAAAUCGCGGACGGACUGCAGGCUCAUUGUUAUAUACGUAUACCGAUUCAUUUGAUAUUUGAUUACUUUAAUACCGUCGAAAAGGCAUGAGGCUCAAAUCAUACUUCGUUGAAAGAUGAGACGCUUAUGCACUUUGAAAUUGAGGUUGAAGGCAGGGAAAAAAGAUUUCAUUGUCAGUCAGGCGAUGCAGAUUAGUUUGAAAAACGAAGUUUCAAUAUCUCCAUACGACGAUCAACGACGCAUUUUCUACGCCGAGAUAAUCCUGUGAUUAAACGAGUAUUUAUGUAGCUACUAGUAAAUUACCCUUGCCGAAAGUCCGUAGUAAUAAUUAUACUAGACCGUUUCAAAAGCAACGAAUUGAAAUAUUUUCACGCGACACGAAUGGUCAUGGAAAACCCCAAUUCCAAAGUGCAUGCAGCGUCUUAUUAUACAGCACACGAUAUACGUUCGCAGUGAUCAAGGGUGCUACAAUUUCCAACCGGAGGAAGUAAGGGAGAAAUACAAACACGACGAUGUCGCCGUGUGAAACUUGAGGUUGUCGAACGUAUCCCCGGUUGAUAAUAGUCGCUGUUCGUUGAAUAAUCCUCGGUAAGCAGGUUUUCAUGAAAAUAUGCACGUGGCAUAUAUUUCGGAAGAAAUACCCCUCGUCCUGUCCGUAAUUUUUGAAUACGCAGUUUCGUGGUUACAUCAUGAAAAAUGGAUGCCUCGGAACGGGACCAAGAAGACCAACGCUAUUGUUUGUCAAAAACCCUCUAUUCUCUGUCAAGUCUUUUCGCGCACACAUGAAUACGACAACUGCACACUAUUUUUAUAUAGAUUUCGAGGAAGUGCACUAAUCGUAUAUAAGUAUAAUAAAAUAUAACGUCAGAUUUUGACGCGCGAGAUUCGUCACCGGAUCAACUGUGUCAAUGUCUAUCUAUAACUUGAGAUUGAAAAAAGUGCAAACAAAAACCAAACGAGAGAGCACGUGUUAAAGAAAAUGGAGAAAGUCAUUAGAAAAAUUAAAAAACAUGACUAAAUAGGCUCGGGAAUCAGCCCUUGACGCAAACGAAAAAAAAAAUAAAGAAAACCUCCUAAUGUAAUAACAUGUAUCUAGUCGUCGGUCAACAUUGAACGCUCAUUGUCAAAAAAAAAAAAAAAAAAAACAAAACAAAACAAAACAAAACUGAAUAUUCGUUGAUAAUAUUUAUAAAAAAAAGCUAAAUAACAAAAAAAAAAAAGGCAGAGUAAGCUUAUAGCUGUGUGAAAUCAGAGUGCACGUUUAUGGGAGACAUCAGACGAUUAAUGAAGUUGUAGCCUUAACAUCGUAUAAAAAAGAAAAGAUUAAACAAAUGGAGCUAAAUACAUGCAUAUAAUAAAAACUAUAAGAUGUGGCAAAUCCUCAGACAUUAGCAUGCGAAUUUAACAAAGUGGAAUUGAAUUGAGGGCGAUUUGUACCAACUGACCAUACCGCUGACUACAGGGUCUUGGUAUCAGAGUGGCGCGGUUUAGCUGAUUCAUAAGAUGCAUAUCGAUGUACAAUAGUAUGUAAAUUAUGUACCUGGUAAUGGAUAAAGUAUUGGUAUAUGCAUAGAUAUAUUGAACAUAUAUGGAUAUAGCGUCCACGUCACUCUUGAGAAUGGGCUCUGUAGCUAACAGUGACGCCUGUGGUGAAUGACCGCCAAUGAAUAACAACUUAUUGGUUACGGAUGUACACAAACCCCAAUCAUUACUGGCAUAGUUAGACACUACGCGAUAUGAUUUAAGUUGGCGUAAAAUAUCCCCAGGGGAAUUUACGGCAGCGCAACGGCAGAGGUGGGGAUCUGGCGCCACUCGACCCGCAUCCAUCGUACGCAAAUUUCACUAGGAAUAUUUCGCGCCAACCUAAAUCAUAUCGCGUAGUGUCUAACUAUGCCAGUAAUGAUUGAGAUUUGUGUACGUACCGUAUUUCCGCGCAAAGGCUCUCAUAGGAGAAUCAGUGAGUUGGGGUCCUGAGAAACUCCAGUUUCGGUUCAAGGUACCCGGGCAUUCUCAGUCCGAUUACAAAGGUUCGUAAUCGAGAGCAUUGUUUUGCCACUUAGAACUCGGUGUUGUUACGAACAGAAAAUUUCCACAAUCCGUUGGCAAAUCUUAAUGAAAAAUCGCGAAGGCUGGCGACCAAAAUUCGAUGAAUCUAUAUAGGAUAAUCGCGAUCCGAUUGGGUAAAAUCAUUUCGGGAGUCGCAUGUCCUGCAAAAUUACAUAUCGGUUUCACACGUCAAAAUUGUACUUUUGUAAAACAAGCUCUGGUAAUGGGACUUUUUGAAGGGGCUGAAAAUGUUGUCACUCCGACUAACUGAAUCUGCAGCUAUGAGGACCUUCGACCAGAACUCACGGUACAAAAAAAAAAAAAGAGAAACCAGUGGUUUUGGGCUAUACAUGUGCCAGCCCUUCAACUUCCCGUUUCCACGCUAAUUUGAGCUUAAAAUAAUGAAAAUAUUCUCAUUUCAUCGGAAUCCGUUCGUCUGCAGUCUUCGAGUUAUAACUAUUUUCAAUCUUUUUUUUAGUGUUAUAUUAUGUUUUAGAAUAUUUCGAAAACUACCGAACCGAUCGAAGCCAAAAUCUAAUCAGUUCUGAGUUCGAAAAAGACGUGUUGAUUGAGACCAACUUCGUCCAAAUCCGACCACUCGUUCUCAAGAUAUCGACGGACAAAAAAUUGAUCACAUACAUAAAUACAUGCAUACAUACAUACAUACAUGCAUACAUCAUUGUGGGGUGGUUACAAUAACUUCCUUUUUUUCUCUGAAAUCAGAGAAACAGGAAGUUGAGAAAAAUCAGAAUAACAACUGAGGAUUGAAUAUUUAAAAAAGUUCUACCUUACAUCACUCGAAUUACAGACCAUAAAUAGACUCAACUAUUCUCUUUGUAGCCUUGUCAUUUCUACUUACUGAACUACUGCUAAAAGAAAAAAAAAAGUACAUACGUACAUACCAACAUGAGUACAUAAUACAUACCUGCAUAAGACAUAUAUACAUUACAUUAUAUAUAUAAUAUAUAUAUAUUAGGGUGGUCCUUAUUUUGGGUAUAUUUAAAUUUUUUUUUACGACAGUUUUAAAUCGGUUCAAAAUGUAUGAAAAAAAAAAUGCCUGCCAAAUUGCAGCCCUCAAUUCCAAUAUUAACCCGUGCACCACGGUAGUCAAAGUUUUUGAUGUAAAUAACAUGUGAAAAUGUCAUCUUGUUUUUUGCAAUCUUGUAAGUUGUUACCAUAUAUACUUAAAAUUUUGGACUAUAUGGUUUCUUAUAGGAAAUUUAACGUUCUACAAAAAAGGUCCUGUAUGAUUUUACGCUAACUUUAUUGAUUCGAUAGAUAUUAAAAGAAAGAAUGGGCUUUAUCAAUUGUGACUGACUGUGCUGAGAGAGAAGUUAAAUUAGUGCAAGAUUUUUGUGGGCGAUACACUAAGGAUAGAAAGCAACUUCAUUACGUAUUACAAUUAGUUAAUAAUCACAGAGAACAGUUUCCAGAUGAAUGCAAAAUAUCAAAUAUAUAAUAAAUAGAUUAUUUUGAAAAUACGAUAACCAAAAGGUUCUAAUUAAAUUCUUCGCAAUACGUGCAGUGGCAAAUUGAUGAAGUCCAUUCAUUCAACUUUAACUUUGAAUAUCUAUUGAACCGAUAAAGUUAGCGAAAAAUCAUACGAAAUCUUUUUUGUAGAACGUCGAAUUUUCUAUAAGAAACCAUGUAGUCUAAAAUUUUAUGUAUAUAUAUUAACGACUCACAAAAUUGCAAAGAACGAGAUGACAUUUUCACAUGUUAUUUACAUUUAAAAGUUUGACCACCGUGGUGCACGGGUUAAUAUUGGAAUUGAGGGCUGAAAUUUGGCAGGCAUUUUUUUUUCUAUAUAUUUUGAACAGAUUUAGGACUGUCGUAAAAAAAAAAUUCAAAUAUAUUCAAAAUAAGGACCACCCUAAUAUAUCUAUUAUAUACACACACUAAUAUGGUACCAAAAAAAUAAAAUAACCAUGAUAGAAAAUUAAUAUGCCUGAAAUGGAUAUGAACAUCAUCGAUUACCUUUUACUAAACCCUAACCAAAUGAAACAAAAUAAAAAAAAAAAUUAAAUAAAUUAAACAACACGAGUAAACGAGUAAAUAAAAAUAAAUCCCUCAACAGACAUAUAUUAUGUACUAUAAGUAUAUAUAUACAUCUACAUAGAUAAAUGUAAUGUUAAAUUUAUAAAAAAUUACGCGUAGCUUAGGAUAAAUACGAAGAUUCAAGUGGUGGCCGCUGUUUUUACGCGGGAAUGCUAUGGUAUUAAAGUUUUACGACUACAAUAUAUUAAUAUUAUAUGUAUAACUACGUACAUAUGUAUAAAUAUACGAUUAAUAUUGAAAUAAGAGUUUCAACGAUUUAUAUACGGAUUUUCCGUUACGUUGUAGAUGUAACUACUCUUGCUGCCUCAAUUAUUUUAGAUUUGAGUCAGCGAUCAUAUUUGAAUACAUAAUAUAAUCGAAACAUUAUCGCAGUCUUAACUUCUUUGCAGACAGAAAAUAAUUAAUGAUAUUUGUAAUAAUAAUAGUAAUCUUAGUAAUAAUAAUAAUAAUAAUAAUAAUAAUAGUAAUAAUAAUGAAAAAUAUAAUAAUACCAACAAUACAUAAUUGUGAUUCAGAAUACGUUGAACAAAAGUAAACUCAUUAUUAAAUCGAUGAAUUAUUCACGGACUUCGUCAGUAGAGUAGUUUUUAUUUCAACUAUUGAAAUAUAUACGCGAUUAAUAGACAUAAGGGAAGGCGGGGCAAAAUAGGGUACCACAAAAAUUUUGUAGGAAUUCUUUUGCAAAUGAUCGAAAAGGAUUUCAAACAUCAUACUGGAUUCAACAUUUUUUUUUCUCAUGGUUUCCUCGAGUACCCCGCUUUGCCCCGUCUUUCCAUAAUUAUUAUUCUUCACCCGGAUCAUUACCGUUACAUAUAUAAUACUAGUCUUAACUAUAAAUUAAGGCAAGGCCUUUACACAUUAUCCAGUGGUUAUUGCCAUCUAUAGUUGUUAUAUCAAUUGACCAAAGAUUACCUACUAAUUACUAUGAAUUAAAUACCGAUUUAGAUUAUAGAGAGUGCGAAUCGAUGAAGAUAAUGUUUAAGUUUAGGAAAUUACUACUACAGUGAUAUACAGGGUGUUUCAUAUUAUAAAUCCGCGCAUUAUAAUACCAAUGGACGGCAAAUAUGUAACACAUAAUAUGGCAUGAUACGGUGCAAGACGAACUCUUACAUAAACUUACAUCGAGAUAUAAUUACAUUUCGAAAAAUUGUACGCUUUUUCGAUAUGAUACACGUAUUAUAGUUCCCAGAAUUUCGCCCGACUUUACUUUGCAUCUCGUCCGAAAUUUCCCGAUUAUUAUCAAUUCCACCCCGCCAAUUCCUGUUUUUCGAUAAAUCCCACGAUGAUUGCAUUUAAUAUUUUUCGAACCGAUUGAAAUUUCUAAUGAAAAAAUUAACAACGUCGCCCGAAGAAUAAUGCGGGAGCUUCGAUCCACGUAUCACAAAACGCAAAAGCGUACAUAUAUUUUGAAUCUCAAAAUACUCACGAAAUGACAACCUGUACAUAAGUGUUGAUACAAGAAAUACUGCGUUUGUAUAUAUUGUUAAGUAGUUUUAAUUAUCGCGUAAAAAGUAACGUAAUAGAAGUUAUUAUUAUAUACACAUACAUACAUUCAUUGGUAUAAAUAUACAUAUAUAUAUAUGUAAAUGUAUAAUAUUGCACAGAAAAAAUGAACAACCGAUAUAUACAUAUAUAUACUUAUAUACAGAGACAUAUUAUGUAUAUAAUAAAUUUGAAAAAAGCAUUCAAUAUUUACUGCUGAUUUUAGGCUUGUUUACAAAAUUAAUAUUAACUACAACUGGAUUGUAAAAAUGAAUGAAGAAAGAUAAUUAGGUGUAUAUUUAUCGAUUUUAAUAAUGGCUAAGUUCGUUACGUUGUUAAUAAUUUUAUUCGCGGGUUGUUUAACUACUGCAAGCGUGCCUGAGUAGUUUCGUAAUUUUAAAUAAAUUAAAUUUUUGAGAAUAAGAAUAAUCCUGAGCGAAGGAUCCCUGACAGCGUGAUUCAUGAGAUCUUUUUAGUCCUGUAUAAUAUUUAUGAUUGAUGCUACACGUGUCACACUUUAUUCAAACGCUCAUUUGUUCACUCGUAUAAUACUUAUUUAUCCGUUUAGUCGUUGAUUCACCUAUCAGUUGAAUUAUAUAAUCACCAUACAGUUACUACAUUCAUCGUCUUUGUUACUAACCAAUCUUGUUUUUAGAAACUCGAUAAGCGCGGAUUUGAGAAUUUUAAUGCAGAGCGAUCACUUCCUUUAAUUGUUCCUGUAGCCAUCUACUCAAGUAAUUUUAGUCGUUUAGUAUUUUAGUGUUUUAUUGUUAGUCAUUCAGUAUUUGAUAAACGUACGAGAACAUCGUAGGUAAAACAAUAGAGAAACGAGAAAAAAAAUAAUAGUCAUAAUAAUAAUCUUAAUAUUAACAUUAACAAUAACAUGAAUAAACCAAGUUUUAAUAUCCGAGGUAAUGAAAUUCUUAUAUAUAAGUCAAUCUUUUGUAUGCAAAUUGUAUAGUAUUUAUUAUCAGAUUAUAAACGCGUCGCCAAGUUCCACUUGUAUGAUGUAAUUAUGCACUGAUUGCAGUUACCAUGUAUAUCGAUAUCUUUUGAUCACUCCUGAAUCCUCUGAAAUCCCAAUCGACCCUAAGUAGACGGAAUCCAAGUCAGGUCGGACACGGCUGACACGAUUCUAACUCUUAUAGGCAUAGGACUUUGCGAGUCAUUGUCGGCGGUGGUACGUUGUAAUCAAAAUGUAACAGAUUAUUGGUUUUUGACGAUCAUUUAACGAGCAUGCGAUCGUUUCUAAGCUUUUUUUUUUCCAUUGUGUCAAUCAUCAUUGGAUCGUAACACUUGUAUAUUUGAUCGAAACAACAGAAAUGUGUAUUUUUCUCGUCGAUAAUGGAGAAAAGAAAUAAUGGAUGGUUACAAUGAUUUCAUACUAUAAACGUCGUGAAAAUUUGCAAAAAUUCGGAAAUUAUUGAUCUUACGUUUGGUUUUACGUUCAUAUAAAUACAUAAUUAACAUACGAGUAAAAAUAUUUUACGAAACACGAAAUAACCUAAGACACGCUAGUUGAAUAUAAAUACUUAUGUGAAUGAUGAGGUGAGACGUUUGGUCUGGUAAAAAAAAAACUAUUGUAAUUUUUUAUCUUCCGAUACAUUAUACCUGGGGUGAAAUAUUCAUAUGAUACUGAUGAAUUUUUGUCUACAGAUUUCGGGGUUUUUUUUGGUUUCUGCAUUAUGCUUACACGUACAGAAGUAGAGGGGGAAAAUUCAAGAGUUGGAAGAAAAUGCAGCCGAAUUUUGGUCAUGUUUAUCAUAUAACAAAAUUAUUAUUCAUAUUUUGAUCUUAUACAAAGUUUGAAGAAAGUUAUACUAAAUAGGGAAUAUAGAAUCUCUCUAAUUAAACCAUAACAUACAUGUACCCAUAUUUUAUUAGUAACCAUACCUGCGUAUUGUACCUUAUAAAAGAUAAAAGAAAAAAAAAAAAAGAAAAAUUUCACACAAGCGAGGAUGAAAUUUUUACUUGUUAUUAGUAUUCUGGAUAUCAAAAUGUUUGCACGGAUUGAAUUGUUAUAAUAUUGUUGAGCACACCAAUGACAUUCCCAUGGUUGUAGAAGACAUUCGAAAUUCAUUAAUUGCUUUCUAAGACUAACUAAGGUGCAAUUUACCCUCGUAAAGAGAAUUCGUAACGAAUCCUUAACUGUUGAAUUGAGAACUGUUACAAAGUAAUGUAAUGGUGAAAAUUACCUGUGUAGCCAGGGGAUCAAUAAACAACUAUUUUCUAACAA
Molecule: messenger RNA, 13427 nt
Organism: Athalia rosae (coleseed sawfly)
Lineage: Eukaryota; Metazoa; Arthropoda; Insecta; Hymenoptera; Athaliidae
Gene: SK
Product: small conductance calcium-activated potassium channel protein
Exons: 13
Coding region: 1802-4606 (934 amino acids)
Biological process (GO): potassium ion transmembrane transport
Cellular component (GO): neuronal cell body; plasma membrane; neuron projection
Molecular function (GO): calmodulin binding; small conductance calcium-activated potassium channel activity
Source: RefSeq, a predicted model, not a curated record